This is a messenger RNA of Conger conger (European conger), 1108 nucleotides long. RefSeq names its product nucleophosmin/nucleoplasmin, 3 (gene npm3). The record is from RefSeq and is a predicted model, not a curated record. The transcript has 6 exons. Gene Ontology annotation, molecular function: histone binding; RNA binding; chromatin binding. Gene Ontology annotation, biological process: chromatin remodeling. The coding region runs from base 121 to 594 and encodes 157 amino acids. Lineage: Eukaryota; Metazoa; Chordata; Actinopteri; Anguilliformes; Congridae. Gene Ontology annotation, cellular component: nucleoplasm; nucleolus; cytoplasm.
GAAAUACUUUCUGCGACGCGGCAGCUUUCCUCAUUGACUGUCGACAGCGCAAUUGAAAACAGCUAACGUUAGCUGAUUAGCUAGCAAAAUUCAAUUUCGGAUUCAAAAUUGACUGUUAAAAUGUCGUUCAUGGAGGAUGAAUCGUCAGAGAGUGGGAGGGCAGGUCGAACAAGAAUGGAAAGCUAUUUUUUCAGCUGCGAGUUGUCCUCGCAAGUCCCGUUCUACACCUUUCAAGGAGACGAAGAUGAAGAUGUAGAACAUUAUUUGGAUAUCCGGACGGUCUGUCUGGGAACUGGCGCUAAGGAAGAGAGCAAUGUUGUGGAGGUGACAGCCCUGAAUCACCGGGGGAAGAAGGUUUCUGUACCGGUGGCCAACCUUCACGUUUCCUGCCUGCCCAUGGUGAGCAUGGGAGAGUUUGAGGUGAAGGCCCCUGUGACUUUCAGGCUCAAGUCUGGAACGGGACCCGUCUGUGUGAGCGGAUUUCAUCUUGUCGCCUUUGAGGAUGAUACAGACUCUGAGGUAUCGGAGGAUUUGGAAGAGAUUGAUGAUGACAUCAUCCCCAUCAAGCCAGCAAAGAAGAAGCAGAAACUCUGACUGAUGUCUCUGAGUUCAAGCCACACCAAGGAAUGUGGAGGGUCUUCAGUGAAGGAGAAAUUGAGUUUUUCCACAGUUGGAGCCAAGUACCUCUAAAGUGGUUUACAUUUUUAAAUUUUUUAGCAUUUUAACACAUUUUACAAUUUGGAGUACAAAGUCCAUCUUCAGCCACAGUUAAGAGAAAAAAUAAAUACAUUUUAUAGAUUGAACAAGAGGGUAACUGUUCUGCUCUCUGAUAGCAAUGGACAGUCCAUUUUGUUGUUACCGUGCAACUUCAACUGUGUGUGUAUGUACAUAUUGUGUGCUUUGCAUGCCUUUUUCUUUUUAACUGUGACAAACAGACAAAGGAAAGCAUGUGCAUUGUCGAGCUCCUUUGUGGUUACAGCACCGAUGUAAGGGAUUGGUGGAUGGGGGGCUGGUUUGGGUCUUUAACAUUAGCCAACUGGAGAUUCAUCAACCAAUCUUGUAUAUUUAUAUACAUUAUGUGAAUAAAAUUUUGUGCCAUUUUCAAAAA